Messenger RNA from Polistes canadensis, 1489 nucleotides. RefSeq names its product NEDD4 family-interacting protein 1 (gene Ndfip). The record is from RefSeq and is a predicted model, not a curated record. The transcript has 6 exons. The coding region runs from base 166 to 897 and encodes 243 amino acids. Gene Ontology annotation, cellular component: perinuclear region of cytoplasm; endoplasmic reticulum; Golgi apparatus. Gene Ontology annotation, molecular function: WW domain binding. Gene Ontology annotation, biological process: metal ion transport; ubiquitin-dependent protein catabolic process; vacuolar transport. Lineage: Eukaryota; Metazoa; Arthropoda; Insecta; Hymenoptera; Vespidae.
AAAAAUAUAAAAUUCACGGCGCUUGCAAUCUUACCAGCUGUCAGCCAUCGAUUGUGAGAAUUUUUUCCUAUUUUACAAGCAGCAUUUAUCGUAAUUAAAAUUAAUUUUCACCUUCUGCACGAAAUUACAGUAUUGCUAACAAGUUUCUUGCAAAUCUGAUUGGGAAUGGAUAGUAACAUUCGUUACAAUAUGCCAUCCCAAACAAAUGAUGAUACAAGUGGGGAAGCAUCUAUACGUAACGAAGUACCUUCGUUGACUGUAACAUUGCCUACCGUACAAGGAGGUAUGCUUAGUCAUUCCAAUAACGCAUCUAUGGCCCAGGCUACUGUUACUACUAGAAUGGCUGAGGGUGAAGAAAUACCACCACCAAAACCAGAUUUUUCAGCACCACCUCCUUACGAAGUAGCUACUAAACUACCUAGUUAUGAAGAAGUACAACGCGAAAAGACAUUACAAGGUGAACCUCAUCCUCAAUUGCACAUGCCUGGCAGUAUAAGACCACCACAACAACCAUUGACAAUUCUUGCUAUAGACACAGAAGCUACAGAAGGAGAUCCAGAAAGUGGAUUACUUGGCACUGAUUUUAUGUUUUUUACAGCAUUUUUGGUUGCUUUCUUAUUCAACUGGAUCGGAUUUCUUCUUUUGAUGUGUUUCUGUCAUACGAUUGCUUCUCGUUACGGAGCAUUAUCUGGUUUUGGCCUUUCAUUGACAAAAUGGACAUUGAUUGUUAAACAUUCUACUGAUCUUGCUUCGCGAGAAAACUCAUGGCUAUGGUGGUUGAUAAUGGCAUUUGGUCUCCUAAUUUGCGUACGCGCCAUCAUCCAGUAUUUGAACAUCAAGCGUGGAUGGAGACUACUUUCUGGUAGUGCGCAAGAACGCUUACUGUUUUUCUAUUAAGUUUUUAAACAUGCACUUUUAUCAAUCUUGGCUUUAGAAAAAAAGCAGCAUUUCUAUCUGGGGUUGUACUUGUAUAAUAUAUAAUCGACACCCAUUAAAAUGAAUACUUUAUAUAGCUCUUAUAUUAAUCAAUCGUAAUAAACUAGUACAGACAAAUUUUCAAUAUAAUUUGCCUAAUACACUUCUUAGCAAGAAUAAUAAUUCAAAGUGUAAUAAGGCAAAUUAAUAAAGCAAAGAAGUCAAAGUAAAAUUAGUUUUGCGCACACUACCCAAUUGUUACAAAAGUAGAAGAAAAUCUGUACAUUUUCAUUGUUCAACUGGCACGGUACAAUGCUUCAAACAAAAAAAAAUAGAAAACAAAAUUAUUUGUGCAUUGAUUUGUGUGUGCAAUAUUGUUCAAGAUACCAAUAACUAUAUGAUGUGUGCUAUAAAUAAAAGUAUUACUCAUAAAUAUGAUAUUAUGAGUGAGAGAAUUGUUUAAAGGCCGAGGUGUACGAGAAUUGGUUAAAAAAAAAACAAAAGUAUUGGAAACAAUAGAUUAUUAAAUACAGAGGGAAAAAUUUUUGAUAGUGAUAUUGUGCAAUACACGCUA